This is a messenger RNA of Malania oleifera, 4007 nucleotides long. RefSeq lists its product as uncharacterized. The transcript has 13 exons. The coding region runs from base 2431 to 3633 and encodes 400 amino acids. The record is from RefSeq and is a predicted model, not a curated record. Lineage: Eukaryota; Viridiplantae; Streptophyta; Magnoliopsida; Santalales; Ximeniaceae.
UCCAUGGAGCUCAUAAAUUGCAACAGCAGAACCUCUCACCUGAAGAUACUGAUAUUUUUGAACAAAAUUUCCUCACUUGCGUAUUUGAGGUGUUGCUACCAUAGUUUAGGCUUUGCUCCUUGCUGUUGUCUCAUUUAUUUAGUUACUUAUUUGGUUUCAUUAUUCGUUUCAUGGACAAUCACCUAAAUUUUUCAGCUCGCCCUAAAGAUAUUUAUAAACCUAUGCCUUAUAUUUUUCAUGAAAUUACAACAACAACAACCAAACCUUAAGUCCCACUAGGUGGGGUUGGCUACAUGAAUCCUUUUCCACCAAUUUGCACGAUCUUGGGCAAUAUCUUUGGAAAAAUAAAGUUUUAUUGUUAGAUUACCACUUUAUCUAAAAGUUUAAGCUAUUAGGUUAUGAGCUAACAAUGUUUUCAAGCAAUCAAGCCUUAACGCUUCCCUGCAUGUGCAGUCCAACAACACGUGGAGAGAUAAACGAACAAUGAGUAACACCCAUAUUUGGGACACGAUAAUUUUUUUUUUUAAAAAAAAACUUAGUUUAAACACGGGCAAGAAGACUUGAACCUAGGACCUCCUAGUAACCAGCUCUAAUACCAUAUUAGAUUAUCACUUUACCUAAAAGCUUAAGCUAUUAGGUUGUGGGUCAACAAUGUAUAUCAAGCCUUAAUAGUUAUUAAAUCCUUACUUUCUCAUUCCAAGUUAUUCUAGGGCUACUCUAUCCCUUAUACCAUCACUAAUAUUAAUUGACCAACAUUAAGCAUGGCCAGUCUUAUCGUCGUUUUAUAGAAUUUUAUUUUUUAUUUUUUAGGGUAUUACAACACGUUUAAAGCACUUCUCCUUGUUUCCUAACCUACAUAAACUCUAUGUAUUACAAUUCAUUCAUUUUCUCCUUUAGCUUGCAUAAUAGAACCAAGGUAUUGAAAUCUCGUAGUGCUGUUAAUUUCUUAACCAUCAAGUUUAAUCUUCUCUCCAAUAUUUCUCUUGCCAUUACUAAAAUUAAAUUCCGUAUAUUCUCUCCUAUUUCUAUUUAUCUUAAAAUUUUAGAUUUUAAAGCUCCUUUCCAUAAUUCUAACUUUGUUUGUAUUCCACCUUAUUAUCAAUCAAGACAAUAUCAUCUACAAACAACAUAAACCUUGAAACCUCAUUUGGAUACUCCUAGUAAGUUCAUCCAUUGCUAAUGCAAAAAGAUAAGGAUUCAAAGAAAACCCUUAUGUACACCUAUUGUAAUAUGAAUCUCCACCUAUAGUCCUAAUGCUAGUCAUUACUUUAUCGUACAAAUCUUUAAUUACUUCAAUAUACCUACAACAUACUCCCCUUUUUCUAGAACCCACAAUUUCCCUAAGUAUCCUAUGUCUCUAGGUCCAUAAAAACCAUGUACAAGUCCCUUUUCUUUUUCAUAAACUUUUCUAUAAAAUUUUUAAUAGAUAUAUAUAUCUUUUGUAAUAUAUCUCCUAGGCAUAAAACCAAAAUGGUUUUCAAAAACCUUCAUUUCUAACCUAAGUCUUUGUUCAAUCACCCUUUCCCAAGUUUUCAUUUUGUGAUCAUAAGUAUAAUUCUAUGAUAGUUAUUACAAUUUUGAAUAUCUCCUUUAUUUUUGUUUAUAGGUAUUAAAGUGUUUUUCCUCCAUUAGCAGUUUCUUGGUUCUUAUAAUUGUGCUAAAUAAAUUAGUUAAGCAAAUAAUUCCAUCAUGGCCUAGGCAUUUCCACACUUCAAUUAGGAUGUCAUCUGGUCUGCUUUCCAAUUUAUCUUUUUUAAAGAAAAUUUCAGUCUAUUAACCCUAAUUUGUGGGUAAAUAUUAAAUUUUUAGCCUUUUUCUCAUUUGUCAAUUCUAAGUUUAAGCCUUCUGCUUGAUUUUCAUUAAAUUGCCCUUUAAAGUGACUUUGUCAUCUUUCUUUGAUGUCUCCUUCUUUAACCAAAGCAUUGUUUUCCUCAAUUUUUUUUGCAUUUGAUCUCUCUUUUAUGCCUAUCUAGCUCUAUACUUUUAAUUAUCUUUAAUAUUUAUUGUUAUCUUGUUUGUGCCUAAGAUCAUGGAAGGCAUUGUUUUUAUGAUGCUAGUGUCUUUGAGAUUUUUUGUUGCAAGAAAAGCUAAAGCCUCCCUGCCCUUGCCUUUGGUAAAUUGCACUGUUGAUUUUACAGGUGGUGAACACAACUUUAAGAAUUCUUCUGUGCUGUUUUGCUUUGUUUCUUCUUUUUAUAUUUUUUGCUCUGUUUUUUGUUGUUGUUUUUUUUUUUUUUUCCAUUUUGUUUUUUCUGCUUUUUUAAGUUUGCAAGGAGAAGAGUUUUCUUCUGCAAAGCAAGGAAUUUUUAUUUUGUGAUUUUUUUGUUGGCCGGAAGAGUCAUGCUACAUGUGUGAUGCGUGUGUGUGUGUCUAUCUAUAUUGUAAUUUGUAACCAAAGGUAUCAGGUCCAUUUCAACACCCAGCUAAUACAUGGGCAAGGGGCCUUCCCUUAAUUCCCACCCUCCUUGGGGUAAGCAGGUGAUGGAUAAAAGCAAUUUCAAGAUAGUGACUGAUGAUGAGCUUGAUGUUGCACUUUCUGGGCAAUAUCAGUUAAAUCUUCCCAUAAAAGUUGAUGAAUCUAAGCUUGACACAAAGCUUUUGAGGAGGUACUUUGAAAAACAUCCUUAUGAAAACCUUCCACAUUUUUCUGAUAAGUACAUAAUCUUUCGACGUGGAAUUGGAUUUGAUCAGACAUCUGGUUAUUUUUUCAAUGCAAAAGUGGAUGCCAUCCUUGCACGUUUAUGGCGAUGUCUUUUGAGACUGACAGGGCUUAAGAGAAUUUUGUACAGGAAAUCUGGUGCACAAUAUAAAAAAGAUCCAAAGAAGCCUGACGAAAUAAGCAUUGAAGUGGAGCAAGAAGGCCUACAUGUUGAAAGGAUCCACAUUGACAAUAUGAAACUCAGUAUCCGUAAUCUGCUGAGAAAGAUCACAAUUCAAGAGCCUACAUUUGAUCGGAUAAUUGUUGUCUACAGGAGAGCAAGUUCCAAAGGAAAAGAAAAGCGAGGGAUAUUCUUGAAGCAUUUCAAAAACAUUCCAAUGGCCGAUAUGGAAAUAGUUCUUCCAGAAAAGAAAAAUCCAAGUUUGACUCCGAAGGACUGGGUCAAAUUCCUUGUCUCUGCUGUGCUUGGGCUGGUUGCUGUAAUCAGUUCGCUUCAAAUGCCUAAAGCUGAUAUCCGGGUCAUGUUUGCCAUCCUCUCUGCACUAAUUGGUUACUCUGUUAAGACAUACAUCAUGUUUCAGAAAAACUUCUCUCGAUAUCAGAACUUAAUCAUGAAGUCCGUGUAUAACAAACAACUGGAUAGUGGACGGGGCACUCUUCUUCACUUGUGCGACGAUGUGAUUCAGCAAGAAGUGAAAGAGGUGAUCGUGUCUUUCUUUACAUUGAUGGACCAAAGAGAAAUUACUAAACAGGAUCUUGACCUGCAGUGUGAGGCACUAAUUAAAGAAAAGUUUGGUGAAAGCUGUAAUUUUGAGGUAGAUGAUGCAAUUAGGAAGCUAGAAAAGUUAGGACUUGUUGCUCAGGAUGCUACUGGAAGAUAUUCUUGUAUUGGCUUGAAGCAUGCUAAUGACAUCAUUGGCACCACAACUGAAGAGUUUGUCCUCACUGCUAACCAGGGUGCUUCUGCUCUUUGACGCAGUCUUUCCAAGGAAAACUUGGUUUAGAAAUCACCUUGGGACAUUUCUGCGGAUGCUAGCUUUGCUUUCAGGCAACUCUCCACCAGUGUCUUGAAUGAGAUUUUUUGUUUUUGCUUUGUUCUUUUGGGCUCCCGAGGUUACAAAAUGCAAAGGGAAGGAAAAAAAAAAAAAAUCUACUUUUUUCUUGUUUAGUUAUAGAGAAUGAUAGAGAAAAUAGAAUGUAUAGCAAAUAAUAAACAAUUUAUUACAUAGAUGUCAUUAACUAUUAAUUGUUUUGUAAUUUCCUUCUAUGAUUUUCUCUACUUUCUCACAAAAUCCUUGAAUCAAAUGGAAGACUGGUAUCUUUCAAUGUAUGCAAUUUCAUUUUUCAA